Molecule: messenger RNA, 2863 nt
Organism: Xiphias gladius (swordfish)
Lineage: Eukaryota; Metazoa; Chordata; Actinopteri; Istiophoriformes; Xiphiidae
Gene: ppm1j
Product: protein phosphatase, Mg2+/Mn2+ dependent, 1J
Exons: 10
Coding region: 37-1542 (501 amino acids)
Biological process (GO): protein dephosphorylation
Molecular function (GO): protein serine/threonine phosphatase activity
Source: RefSeq, a predicted model, not a curated record
UUUCCGUCCGGAUCGUUUGGCCGAGUGUCGUCGCCGAUGAUGAUCAGCAAAGUUAAAAACGCGAUGUCCACUCUGGUGGGAGGGAUGAUGCCGCACGGACACCACCACCACCACCACCACCACAACCAUCACUCAGGUGGGGGCCAGACCUGCGGACCGGACAGCCUGCCGCCGCGCUUCCCCUACGGUCGGCCGGAUUUCUUGGACCUCACCCCGGAGCUCCUCCAGUACUCCACCGAGCACGCGUCGCGGCCGGUGCUCACGCUGAAGAGGGGCAGCAGGCUUCCCUGGAGGACGGGAUACGCAGAGGUGAUCAAUGCGGGGAAGAGCAUGCUGAACGAGGACCAGGCCUCUUGUGAGAAACUGUUUGUGAAGAAGCCGAGCGGCAAACACCGAAACUCCACUCUGCUGGAGGACAACGGGGAUGGCACAGGAAUUCCUCUCCACUUCUGGGGGGUGUUUGAUGGACAUGCAGGUUCUGGAGCCGCCAUCAUGGCCUCCAAGCUUCUUCACCGCCUCAUUAGAGACCGUCUGGGAGAGAUCUGCCACCUGCUGGAGAACCCCACCAGUCCGCCUCCUAUCUGCUUGGCCAAGAACGGCAGCCCGUACCAGGCGGAGACAAAGAAAGGAGCUGCACAGGAACCAGAGGACCCCGAUGCUAUCAACGACUCCUCAGUGCGCUUUCACAUGGAGAAGGUUGUCAGUUUGGAGAGUCUGGUGAUGGGAGUCAUUGAGACGGCCUUCAAACAGAUGGAUGACCUAAUUGAAAAGGAAAAAACGUCCUACGCCAUCUCUGGUGGGUGUUGUGCCUUAGCUGCCAUUCAUUUAAUGGGGAAACUCUACGUAGCGAAUGCUGGAGAUAGCAGGGCCAUAAUCAUACGAAAUAAUGAAGUUAUUCCCAUGACUAAUGAAUUCACACCUGAGUCAGAGAGGCAGCGGCUACAGUAUCUGGGCUUCCUGAGGCCGGAGCUUCUGGGAAAUGAGUUCACUCACAUUGAGUUCCCCCGCAGGAUCCAGCACAGCGAGCUGGGCAAAAAGAUGCUCUACAGAGACCACACCAUGACUGGCUGGGCUUAUAAGACAAUCGUUGAGGAUGAUCUGAAAUUCCCCCUGAUAUACGGAGAGGGGAAAAAGGCUCGUGUCAUGGCGACAAUCGGAGUGACCCGCGGGCUGGGGGAUCACGACCUGAAGGUGUACAACUCCAACAUUUACAUCAAGCCCUUCCUCUCCUGUGUCCCUGAGGUGAAAGUUUAUAACCUGGAUGAAAACAAACACGGCCCAGACGACGUCUUGGUCAUGGGUACAGAUGGACUGUGGGACGUGACAACGGACAGGGAAGUGGUAGAUGCCGUGUCAGCCUACUUAUCCUGUUGUGACCCCUCUGAUCCCAUGAGGUUUACACUGGCAGCCCAGGACCUGCUGAUGCGGUCUCGAGGGGUGCUGAAAGAGCGUGGCUGGAGGCUACCCAAUGAUAAACUGGGCUCAGGCGACGACAUAACUGUAUUCGUCGUCCCGCUGGCAGGGCAUGAGUCAGAGACAUGAGGGGGCGUUGUGGCGACCGCUAUGACAGCGCUGAGUCUUCAGGGUCCUUCCCACAGUCCCUCCAAGCUCCUUAACCCUGGACCGACGGGGCAGCGGGAGAUAAAAACACCUUUGUCAUAGGGAAGACUCGGGUCUGAGCAGCACCUUCAUCAACCACUAGAUCACAUCCCGUCCCACGCUUCACUUCAACCUAACCCAGGAUCCCAUCUCCUUUGGUCUCAGUCAUGUAACAAAAGAUUUUCAGUGACAUUAUAAGAGACGUCACAAUCUGCCUCCCAGACCUGCCGUAUGUGACGGUUGCCAGUGAAAAUUAAACCCUUGUAAUAUUUCUCUUCCCUGUUUAUGUUCAAGACUGGGCCGCUACUCAAACCUUUGAACAGAUUGUUCAUUUUCAUGUCAUUACCUAAAUGUGACUCUCUUUUGUAAAAAACCUAACAGGGGAAAAAAAAUCUUCCCGCAGUUUCACAAUCGUAAAACCAUGUAAAGAGGAUUGCAGCAGAGAAUGUGAGGAAACCAAAGAGAUUAUGCCAUGGCAUAAGGAUGGAAAUCUGUAAAAAAUAAAUACAUAAAAAGAUAAACAAUAAAACAAAACAAAAAAAUUAGAUUUAUGUCUGUACAUUAACGAAGCAUGGAGGACGUAAAAGCCGAGGAAUGGACCUUUACAGCACUGGACCCAAACAGAAUCAGUUGAGUCCACGUUGCCAUAUUUCCUGUUUCAGUCAUGAUGAAUGAAUGACGACACCUGAGGCACUUGAAGACUGUUGCACAUGCUCUGUGGUAGCCUGUUGAUUUGUGAUAUCUUUUUACUGAAUGUGGCCAUAGAUGAUUUGUUUUGUUUUUGUCCUCACAAUGAGGAGAACAGAGGUUUAUAGCUGUUACAUUUGGAUAAUUUAUUUCAUUUUACUACAUGUUUUCUGUUUUUUACCCAAGAAGGAGAAAGUAAAUUGUUGUCCAUAAACGUGUUGGUAUAGUAAGAUGUGAAAAAUUUCACACAUAUGCCUUAUUAAGAGCUGAGAGGGACUCGAGCGUGUUUUUCUUCAGAUGCACUAAAUUUGAUCCUUGUAGAAGUGGCAGAGAACAUUGCAUGCCCUUAAAUGCACUGCAUACCUCGUUUGUACCAUUUUUGUUAUGUCAUGUUGUUAUUUAGAUUAUCCAUAUAUUUUUAAAGACAACUUUGGUUGUGAGCAGUAUCAGAUGUUUGAUUUUUUUUGUUUUUGUUUCUAUCCAUACGUGUUUAUUUAGAAAGAUGGUGAGUCCUAGAAUUUGAGCUACCAAAAUGUGAGGUAGGGGGAUAAUAUGUACCAGUUUAGAAAUAAAUCAG